UGUAGCAUCGUCCUCGCAAUCGGUCGCAGGCAGUUGAAGAAUAAAUCACAACAACAGAGCAUGGAAACACGACUUGUGGCUUUUCUUAUUUUCUUUACAGGAAGUGUAAACAGCAAUACUAUCACUUGUACACCACCCGACUCAAAUAUGUCGUCUGAUGAGAACCGCGAAUGUGAAGAAGACAAAUACACCAAUUUCAGUUAUCCACUGACAUGGACAACAAUUGAGCAUUCGGAGGACUUUCGUAUUGAAAUAAAGAUUUGUGACAAUGGGACACUGCUCAUAGCUUGCAGGUGCCGAUGGACCUCCAGUUAUAAACCAACCUGCAAACGACUAGUCAAUGAUUCCGUCUGCUAUGCUGAUAAUUCUCAAAUGGAUUUAUCAUUACUUGUUAGAAGAACAUAUAAUGAGAUCAGGUGGCUACUUUUUAAACACAACUCAACCCCAGUAGUAAUGAAGCACACGGCGUUACAAGUCACUUACCCAGCCAGAGUGACAGGACUGAGUGUCAAUGACCAAGAUGUUAACGGUACACACAUUGUUGACGAGAACCAGGAGGUCUCUGUCUCCUGCUCAUUUGUCAAUGGAAAUCCUCCAGUCAAUAUUCGCAUGGUGGACGAGCGAGGAAACAUUUUGUGUUCUACAAAAUACAAAGAAGGACCUCUUGUCCUUUCUCUUGGUGUGUUUCACUGUCACAACGUGUGGCCGGUCAUUGGAUGUGAGGCGCAGGGUUCGGAACUCAAUAAAUCUGUGGCCAUACUUAUUAGAUGCGCCCCUCAGCUUUCCUACAUCACUAAUCAAGUCUCGGAUUUAAGAAGGAUUUUAGAUGGAGGUCUGACAUUUGCCAUGAAAUCCCACAAAAGCGAUGUGAGGAAAUGUCUGAUGGCCCAAGUGCAGCCAGAAACUAUGACCAAGGAAGUGAACUGUGAAGUAAGUGGACAUGCUCCAAAGUUCACGCUGACACUGAGUUUUGUCGAUAAAUCCUGGAUUGGAGAGGGGACUUGGACAGUGCAGGUCAUGAGCGAGAUGGGUCCCUCAAGCAUCACUUUCCAAUUAUUUAACAGCAAAGAUGUGCCUUCAAAGACUGUCACUAUGACAGCGUGA
This is a messenger RNA of Pomacea canaliculata, 1104 nucleotides long. RefSeq lists its product as uncharacterized. The record is from RefSeq and is a predicted model, not a curated record. Lineage: Eukaryota; Metazoa; Mollusca; Gastropoda; Architaenioglossa; Ampullariidae. Bases 61 to 1104 code for a protein of 347 amino acids. The transcript has 5 exons.